UUCUCGCAGUUUAAAAUGGCGGCGUUGAGCAGCGCCGAGUCCCCACCGCCUGUGUUCAACGGAGACACCAUGGACCGUGAUCCGGAUCGGGAGCCGGGACUACACGAGCUUGGCGCGGGGCUUGGGUCCACCUGCUCCGGGGGGCUUCGUGAGUGUCAGCAGGACAUUCCCGAGGAGAUAUGGAACAUCAAACAGAUGAUUAAGUUGACUCAAGAGCAUAUAGAAGCACUUCUGGACAAGUUUGGUGGUGAACACAACCCCCCGUCUAUAUACCUGGAGGCCUAUGAAGAGUACACCAGCAAGUUGGAUGCCCUGCAGCAGAGAGAGCAGCAGCUCCUGGAGGCCAUUGGGAACAGCUCGGAGUUCUGCUCCUCUCCCACCCCCACCCCACUGCAGGUGAAGCUGGGUCUCCAGGCUGGCCCAGCUGCACCCAACACCCUGACCAUGCUGCAAACCCCUAGCGACGCUGCCCGGGUCAACCCUCGCUCACCUCAGAAGCCCAUCGUCAGAGUCUUUCUGCCCAACAAGCAGAGGACAGUGGUCCCAGCGCGUUGCGGGAUGACUGUGAGGGACUCCUUGAAGAAGGCGCUGAUGAUGCGAGGCUUGAUUCCAGAAUGCUGUGCUGUCUACAGGAUUCAGGAUGGGGAGAAGAAGCCCAUUGGCUGGGACACAGACAUUUCCUGGUUGACAGGGGAGGAGCUCCAUGUGGAGGUUCUAGAGAAUGUGCCCCUGACAACCCAUAAUUUUGUGAGGAAGACGUUCUUCACCUUGGCCUUCUGUGACUUCUGCCGGAAGCUCCUGUUCCAGGGCUUCCGCUGUCAGACAUGUGGCUACAAGUUCCACCAACGGUGCAGUACAGAAGUCCCACUCAUGUGUGUCAACUACGACCAACUGGAUUUAUUACUAGCGUCCAAGUUUUUGGUGCACCACCCCAUUACCCAAGAGGAGGUGUCAUCAGAGGGCACUACACCCGUGUCAGAGGUGUGUCCAUCCAUCCUGCCAUCUGACUCUGCGGGGUCACUUUGCCACUCGGCCGUGUCCCCAUCCAAAUCUAUCCCCAUCCCACAAAGUUUCCGGCCCGGAGAGGAGGACCACCGUAACCAGUUUGGCCAGAGAGACCGUUCUUCCUCAGCCCCCAAUGUUCAUAUCAACACGUCGCAGCCAGUUAAUAUUGAUGACUUGAUUCGUGAUCAAGGUUCACAGAGGUCAGAUGGAGCCCCCUUGACCCACCCAGGUCGCUGCUCAAGGAAGCACCGAACACGGACCUCUAGCCCCAUCCUGUACUCCUACCCCAAUGCCAUUGUGUUUGAUUUUGAGCCCGAGCCUAUUUUCCAAGGCUCCACCACUGUGUCAGCCACACCCCCUGCUUCCCUGCCUGGUUCCCUGACUAAUGUGAAGAUGCGCAGAAGCCCGUGCCAACAGAGAGAGCGCAAGUCGUCAUCCUCAUCUGAGGACCGCAGUAAAAUGAAAACUCUGGGCAGGCGGGACUCUAGUGAUGAUUGGGAGAUUCCAGAAGGUCAGAUCACUCUGGGCCAGCGGAUAGGAUCAGGUUCUUUUGGAACUGUCUACAAGGGGAAGUGGCACGGUGAUGUGGCAGUAAAGAUGUUGAAUGUGACUGCUCCCACUCCUCAACAACUACAGGCCUUCAAGAAUGAAGUUGGGGUCCUCAGAAAAACCCGGCAUGUCAAUAUCCUGCUCUUCAUGGGCUACACUACCAAGCCACAGCUGGCCAUUGUCACACAGUGGUGCGAAGGCUCCAGCCUCUACCACCACCUGCACAUCAUCGAGACCAAGUUUGAGAUGAUCAAACUGAUCGACAUCGCCCGGCAGACGGCCCAGGGCAUGGACUAUCUGCAUGCCAAGUCUAUCAUUCACAGAGACCUCAAGAGCAACAAUAUCUUCUUGCACGAGGACUUGACAGUAAAGAUCGGGGAUUUCGGUCUCGCUACUGUGAAGUCCCGCUGGAGUGGGUCACACCAGUUCGAGCAGCUUUCUGGCUCCAUUCUGUGGAUGGCUCCAGAGGUGAUCCGGCUGCAGGAUAAGAACCCGUACAGUUUCCAGUCUGAUGUCUAUGCUUUUGGCAUCGUGCUGUAUGAGCUCAUGUCGGGGACAUUGCCUUAUUCCAACAUCAACAACAGAGACCAGAUCAUCUUCAUGGUGGGCCGGGGUUACCUGUCCCCUGACCUGAGCAAGGUGCGCAGCAACUGCCCCAAGGCCAUGAAGAGGCUCAUGGCUGACUGCCUGAAGAAGAAAAGAGAGGAGCGACCCCUCUUUCCUCAGAUCCUGGCAUCCAUUGAGCUGUUGGCCCGCUCAUUACCCAAGAUCCAUCGGAGUGCGUCGGAGCCAUCCCUCAAUCGGGCUGGCUUCCAGACGGAAGACUUCAGUCUGUAUGCUUGUGCCUCUCCCAAAACUCCCAUUCAAGCUGGGGGCUAUGGGGAAUUUUCAGCAUUUAAGUAGUGCUGCCCUUGUCACCUUUAAGAUGUCUCAUGUUCCUACAGUGGGUUCAUCCAUAACACAGAAAAAACAGCUAGUUUCAAAGAAUGUGCUACUUUUCUUCCUCUUUACCUGAAGAGCAAAGAUGUUGAUGGAAUCACUUAAAAAAACAAACAAAAAAAACACCACACAAACCUAUUAAAAACCUACAGCUGACCACCAUUUGGUGAUACGAAAAAGGAAAAAAAAAAAAAAAAAAAACAACCCAAAAACAAAACUUGAAAUGAUGCACAUAAAGUACAAUUGACAGUGAAAUGAGUUGCAAACCCUUGAAGGUGGCUGCUAUAUGAAAGAGGAAUAAAUCCAGGAAGUUGGCAAGAAGUCUUAGCAAGCGAGCAUGGACUGCUGGGUUACAGACUGUAUGAUGGAAGCGUCUGACAGAUGGAGCUGAGCAAUGUCCUGCCUUGCUGCUCCCCUGCUGGGGGCACUAUGCAGUACUGGUCAACCAGAGCACAGGAGCCACACCUUGACCAAUGGUUUGUUUUCUGCAGUAGAACUGCCUGGUCAGCAGUAGUUAAUUGGAUAAUGUGUGGGACUGAAGUUAGGUCAUCAGUCAUGGAGAGGAUGCUGAAAGAUGACUUGAAUGACAUUUACAGACAUUUCUUUUUCUUGUACUAUGUUUGUUACAUUUCAAUGUUGCCUAUGGCCGGAGCUGCUGAUAAAUGUUUUUCCUUUACCCUUAUUUUUCAUUCUUUUUUUCUGUUUUCUUUGGUAUUGUACAGUUUUGUUUUGUUUUUUUUUCCUUUGCCUUUUAAGGACAUCAACAUGGGUCCAGUACAUUCCUGCUAGCACACAUCUGUUUGUGGAAAGAGGUAAAUUAUGCAUCAAGAGGAGAACUAAUUUACCACCUAUCAGGCUCUUUUUAGAUGAUGAGAUAUUCUACACUUUUACAGAUGUCCAAUGUUGCCCAAGCACAUAAUGCUCCUUUCCAGUGGUCAAGAUUAUUGUUCUCCUGUGAUCAGCAUUGAGUAGGAGUAUACAUGUUCUCAUAAGAUGAACUCCCAAGGAAUUUUUUCUCCCUUUUUUAUGUCUGAGUUACAUAUGAAUGUGGUGUGCUAUGAGAGAGAUGAAAGAAAACUCAACUUUUUUGUAAUGCUAUAGCUUCAGUAACAUAAGUAAGAUUAAGGUCUGAUUUAUUGUAUUGUAGGAUUCACCAAACCUUCAGGGAGUUCUGCUAGUUACAAAAAUUAAGGUUGUGUAUCAAAAUUACUUAAGUGCUGAUAUGGGAUCAGUUCAUGUGUAACAUCCUAAACGAAUGCAGGUUACCCCUAGCUCAGCAGUUUUACUUGGACAACUGAUACUCAUGUGCCCUGCAAUCCACAAGUAUCUUUUAUGUUGCGUUAGUGGAGUACUUCCUCAGUGCUGCUGCCAUGCUCACUGUGAAGUGGCCGUGUGAAAUGUCAUGCUUCUAUACAUGCCCCUACACAAAAGCUAGGCCAUGUUCUUUGUCUCAGACCUGAUGAAAAUAGACCUUCCUUAGAGACCACAUCUUUGAGGUUUGUAAGGUUUGGUGCAGCGAGGGUCAUGCCAUUUGUUCCAUUGCCCUUUGAGUCAUUCAUUGCGGUAUAUUGACUUAAGAGAAUUUUACAUUGUGUUGUUUUUUCAUGGACAGGCAGGCCUGCACAAUUAAAUUUAUUUAUGUAGCUUUAAUUUUAUUGCAUUUUUUUCCUUGCCUCUAGGAGAGGUUUAUUUUUUUUAGCUAGUUGUUUUCUGUGAUUGAGUAAAUGGGCGUUAAGCUGUGUGUCCUUUGCACUUUUUGUAAAAUGGAUUGAUGCAAACAAGCAAUUUGCCUUUCUAUAGACAAAACAUUUUGUCAGAGUGUUCAAAGCAUGACUAAAACUCAGUAUCACAAUGUGAUUUAAAUAACUUGUGUGUUAUACGAUAUGGCCAUGGGUUAUAAAAGCCAAAGCUUUAGGUAAAAAUGGACCAUAACACCAUUUGUGACACUGUGUUGACGGUAAAGAACCCUUGUUGGAUUUUUCUGAUAUAACACAAAUUGCACACUUAAACAGAUUGCAGGUGCCUUUUUUUGGCAAAUAUCUGCCGUUAUGUUCCCAACGUAAAAAUGUCCAUGAUUUCUCAUGUAAAGGACAACACAUGUUUGUCUUAUUAAACCUUCAGAUCCCCCAAAUGCUUAUUCGAGAGAUUAGAGGCUUCUCGGUUUCUUUGUCCCUUCCACUCUAAUACAUACAAGGAGUUUUACCCAGUUGCUUGUGUCUUGUUUUUCCCCCAGGAAUAUCAAUAUUGUAGUUUGAAUCAAUUAAACAUAUAAUUCCGAAGGAAGAACAAGCGGGUGUUGAGGGGAUUAUGGUGUAUAUGAUUAUGCGUGGUGCCCUUUAGCAUCCAUUUUUGAGACUAUACUGAUUCUUGCCCACAUGCUGUUGACUCCCAAUCAUUUUAGUUGGCAUACCUAAAAUAGGACAGAAAGAGAUGGCACGUUUUUAGGAGUGCUGUAUUUAUUUGCAAGAUUUUCUUAUUUUAUACGAGAAUGUUACUAAAGAGGUUUAUCUUUUUGAAGGAUUGUUCUCACUUGACUAUGAAAUAUUUGGGGACCUUUUUUUAAAACUUAAUUUUCCCCCACAUGCCUUUCUCAACUCCCACUUAUUUCUUAGUUUUCCUGUUUUGUGUCUCCUUUAUAUACCCCCCAGGCACCUUCCUUCCUUUGCCUUGCCUGCACCUUAAAGCCCUAGCAGUUCAUUCACAUGAGAACCAUCAUUAAAGCUUUUGGGAGACUCUUUUCACCUGUAAAUAGCUGUACAAAGAAAAUAUUGUCUGUUUGCUAGGAGGCAUGGAGUUUAAAAAACCAAUAAAAUGAGUUAUACAGAUGUUUCCAAUAAAGAAAUAAAGGUUAAGAAAAGACAUUUUGAUAGAUGAAAUUCUGAAAAAAAAGUGUAAAAAUAUUUAAGACUAUAAUAUAAGAGGGGAAAGAGCUUAAUGUAUUUGUUGUGAAUAUGAAAAACUGAUAUAUUAAAGAUGUGCAUGAAAAA
Electrophorus electricus (electric eel) is the source of this 5480-nucleotide messenger RNA. It is a transcript of the gene braf, whose product is annotated as B-Raf proto-oncogene, serine/threonine kinase. Gene Ontology annotation, biological process: MAPK cascade; protein phosphorylation. The record is from RefSeq and is a predicted model, not a curated record. Gene Ontology annotation, molecular function: ATP binding; MAP kinase kinase kinase activity. Gene Ontology annotation, cellular component: cytosol; plasma membrane; mitochondrion. Lineage: Eukaryota; Metazoa; Chordata; Actinopteri; Gymnotiformes; Gymnotidae.